Saxophila tyrrhenica is the source of this 1047-nucleotide messenger RNA. RefSeq lists its product as uncharacterized. Gene Ontology annotation, molecular function: mRNA binding. Lineage: Eukaryota; Fungi; Ascomycota; Dothideomycetes; Mycosphaerellales; Extremaceae. The coding region runs from base 1 to 1047 and encodes 348 amino acids. The record is from RefSeq and is a predicted model, not a curated record. The transcript is spliced from 3 exons. Gene Ontology annotation, cellular component: nucleus; cytoplasm.
AUGUCACACAAUUUUGGUCCACGUGUGCCGCGAGACAUCAGCGCAGGCGUGGGACCAUGGUUUGUCCAGAUAUGGGGUGACUUGAAGGACAUCGUUCGUCCUGCGGCAUCGCACGUUGGUCACGUAUCAGUCUACGCCAAUGGAAGAGCGACCAUCACGGUCCGAAAGCUGGACGAGGCAGUUUGCUGCUUUGAGUACCUCUCCGCCGACAACGUGAGCGGAAGAAAGCUGUACGUCGAGUUGUGGGAAACCACGCCGAACCGCGCUCCAAGGCUCAUGUGGAAGAAUGUCGCGAGUAUGCCGACUCUUGCAGCACCGGCGGGCAAGGCUCAACAGCCAUGUCCAAAUCAGCUGUCGCCACCGCCCGUUCCAACGCAGCAAGAUGUCCUCGCCCAGCAGAUGGCCUCAAUGCAGAUGAUGCGGGCACAGCAGCUUUCGGCCUAUCAAAUCGCUUAUUCUACUUCGAGUGUUACCUUCAGCAAUCUACAACAGUCACCUCCGAGCCCAGUAUCGAUCGCAGCGAAUGUGCCUUACAUACGAGCGGUUCAGCCACAAGAAGUUCCAAGGACAUUUGCUCCAUACACAAAGACAGCGCCAGCAGCAGCGCCAGCAACUCGAGGCCCACGUUAUGCUACUGGAUCUUCGGGUAUCCCGACGAGAGUCGACCGCGGCAGCGUACGAACUGAGUACCGCGGCGUUUUCGUCAGUAACCUCAGCUACGACGUCAAAGACAGUGACAUCCAGAGGCUCUUCAGAGUCUACGGCGAGAUCACGAAACUCGAUCACAAACGCGAGGCCAAGGUCAACUCGAAGGGCAAGUCAACGUUUCGGUCACGAGGCAACGCCAUCAUCACCUUCGCGACCUCCGAACAGGCUCAAGCUGCGAUCGAAGAACUCGACGGCAGCACAUGGAACGACAGGAUGCUGGCGGUUCGCUUCGACACCGAAGCAACGCCGGUUGACCCACCUCCGCGGAAGAGCAAGAAGAGUACGGUAGAGGGAGGACCGCUCAUCGUCAACGGAUCGACGAAUGGCCGUAAGAGUUGA